Messenger RNA from Panicum virgatum (switchgrass), 714 nucleotides. Its product is annotated as zinc finger BED domain-containing protein RICESLEEPER 2-like. Gene Ontology annotation, molecular function: protein dimerization activity; DNA binding. Lineage: Eukaryota; Viridiplantae; Streptophyta; Magnoliopsida; Poales; Poaceae. The transcript has 2 exons. The coding region runs from base 16 to 714 and encodes 232 amino acids. The record is from RefSeq and is a predicted model, not a curated record.
GAAAAAAAUAGGGAAAUGUCUGCUGCCAUGAUAGAAAAAUAUGACAAGUAUUGGGCUGAUAUACAUGGUCUUAUGGCUGUUGCUGUCAUUCUUGAUCCACGUCUUAAGAUGACAAUGCUACAUGCUUGCUAUAUUGCCCUUUUUGGUGAAGAAAAUGCUGAAAUUUAUGUGGAAGAGGCUCAUGAAUUGCUAUCUGAUUUGAUGAAACACUACCAAGUUAAAGAACAUGACUAUGUGGGUACAUCAUCUAGUGGUGCUAGUUCUUCAGUUGAUGCAGCAGCUGUGUUAUCAAUUUUUAAAACUCUUGCUACAAAUAAGAAGACUAAUAGCUAUGUUCGAAGUAAGAAUGAGCUAGAUCGCUAUUUGGAUGAAGAAACCCUUCCUCAUGAUGAUAAUUAUUUUGAUAUCCUUGGUUGGUGGAAGUUGGAGGGAACCCGUUAUCCCACUUUGAGGCAAAUUACUCGGGACAUCCUAGCUAUUCCAAUCACAACAGUAGCUUCUGAAUCAGCUUUUAGCACUAGUGGAAGGGUUUUGAGUGAGCAUCGCAGCCGUCUUACUCCUAAGAUAUUGGAAGCUUUGAUGUGUGGGCAAAGUUGGCUUCGUCACACUCUCAAAGAUGAUGGUGAUAGGGCCAAUAGCUUCUGGUCAUGCCUUGAAGACAUUCAAGAAGAAAUGAAGGCAGAUUCUUGCAUCAAUAGUGCUGAUUCCGACUGA